Kalmanozyma brasiliensis GHG001 is the source of this 588-nucleotide messenger RNA. Its product is annotated as GNAT domain protein. The transcript has a single exon. Gene Ontology annotation, molecular function: protein N-terminal-serine acetyltransferase activity; protein-N-terminal-alanine acetyltransferase activity. The coding region runs from base 1 to 588 and encodes 195 amino acids. The record is from RefSeq and is a predicted model, not a curated record. Lineage: Eukaryota; Fungi; Basidiomycota; Ustilaginomycetes; Ustilaginales.
AUGUCAGCUACCACACAUCCAACGUUUGACAACGCGACCUUCACCCUCCCGGUUGCGGGGACGACGCUGGUGCUGCGACCGGUGCAGCUCGCGGAUGCGCCCAAUUUGCGCGAUCGGUGCGCGGACCCUCUCAACGUGCGCUUCCUCCCGCAUCUGCAAGGCAAGGAGAACCAGACAGUGGCCGAGGUCGAAGCGUGGAUCAAGACCGUCCAAGCAGGGUGGAACAAGGACAGCCUGUUCCUCGUCAUCAUCGACACCGCCGACGAAGGGAGAGUGAUCGGCGAAGGCCCACUGGGGUAUAUCAACUGGGAGAAGAAGGAGUGCGAGAGCGGGAUCAUGAUCGAUCAUCAGCUCGCAGGGAGAGGGAUUGCCACUCAAGCGCUCAAUGCAAGCAUGGACUUCGCCUUCAAAGAGCUCGGGCUGGAGAAGGUCAAGUAUGGGACCAUGCAGGAGAACAAGGGCAUGGUCAAAGUGCUCAGCGAGAAACUGAGGGUUAAAGGCAGGCCAGAAGGGAGAGCGAGGAAGGACGGGUUGGAGGAGUUCAACUUUGUUUUCACUAGGGAGGAGUGGCUGGCUGCGUGCAAGUGA